AGUCGGUCGCUGACGGCCCGGGCGGCGGCAGGCCCGGCCGGAACGGUGUGCCGCGCCCGCACAGCUGCGUGUCGAGCGUGACGGUUUCGUGACUGUUCCGUGACGGUUUCGUGACUGCUGUGUGACGCGGCGGCCGGCGACGCAGACCGGGGCUGCGGCCUGGCGCCGCCAGCCGCACCUGUGCCGGCCGCGAACGGCGGCGGCACGCACGAAACGGUGACUGGCGGACGACCAGCAGUGAUCUGCCAGAGACGUCCGGCGACCCACCGCGUCGCCGCCACCCCCUACGACCUUCCACGAAGCGCGCCGGUCGCCGAUCGCCCCCGGCGCUGAGGCUGCACCGCGGUCGGACCGGUUUUUGUGUGCGGAGCCGGGCGGAGUGGACUCCGAGCGCAGUGCUGUGCUGAGGAAUAGACAGGAGGGCGUGCCCGUCGGUCACGUGGCUCACAGUGGACUCGUGAGGUGCGCGAGCGGUGCUGGAUGGUAGCGCGCGGGCGGCUCGUGUCCUCCCCAUCUCUCCUCUCGCGCUCCAGGCUCGACUAUGCCCACGAGCUCUCCGUCCAAUGUAACGCCGAAGGAGAAUCCGCCAAACAGUAGUGCCACGCCCACGGCCAAGUCGCCGCCCACGUCGUCCGCUGCCACCGCGAAAGAGAAAGACAAGAAGCCCGCCGGUGCCGCCUCUGGGAAGGGAAGUAUGGGCGCCCGGCUGAGCACGACGCCUGGCUCAGCCGGAAAGGCGCCAUCGACGGCAUCGGCGUCAUCGACGCACACGGCGUCAACGGUUCCGGCCGACACCGCUGAGGCCAAGGCCAAGUCCAAGUCCGGGGGAGGCGUAGCCAGCUUCCUUCGUCGGAAGCCGUCUUCCAAAGAGUCCGCUGCUGGCCCCAGUUCGGGCGCCGGAGCCAAGAAAGAGUCGAAAAGGGGAGUGGGAAGCUCUCUCCGCACUUCUCUGUUCAAACGCAACACCAAGAGUAAGAACGGCACGGACGCUCCGGCGCCUGCGGCAAGCCCAGCGACAGGGGCAUCCACCUCAUCUUCCACUUCGGCCGCGGCAGAGCCUGCGGGUGCGAGUGCAUCAACGAGCUCGGCCUCCACGUCCAAGCCUCCGAGUGGGGCCAGCGCCUCGGCUGGUAAGGACCGCGCCUCACCUGAAAAGGGACGUGUGUCACCAACGAAAGGACGCGCCUCCCCGGAGAAAGGACGCGCCUCCCCGGAGAAAGGACGCGCAUCCCCGGAGAAAGGACGCACAUCCCCAGACAAGUCCCCAGCCGGGAGGGGCGCCUCGCCACCAAAGACCCAACGGCCGUCGUCUCGAACCGACGCAUCGCCGGGAGAUUCGACCAAGAAGUCGCCAUCACCCCGACUGGGAGGUACAGCUGCUGCCGGGCGGUCUAAUCAGGCGCUCACUCCAGAGCGGAAGGAGGCGCUGAAGAAGCAGUGGUUUACUGAUGGAAAGCCGCUGCCAGAGCCCGCCGGUCGGGGUCGAGCCACUAGCAAGACAGGAGCGGGAGCAGUCGCUGGAUUGCGCACAGAGCCGCGAUCUCGGCCGGGACCGGGAGAGACGGUGGGCCCGCCGGCCGCCGCCAGUCGCGUCACCGGCUCAGCUUUCAACGCCGCUGCCGCAAAGUUCGGCGGAGUGAAGACGCCAGCCAAGCCACGAGCGGGUAGUCCCAAGAAGUCUGACAAGUCUCCUACCAACCCCAAGAAGGCAACCGAAACACCUGGCAGUCCCAAAAAGACCACUGGCGUUUCCAGCAAUCCCAAGAAGUCCGUUGGAGCUCCGGGUAGCCCAAAGAAAUCGGAACGGACUGCUGAAAAUCCCACGAAGUCUGAACCCGCACCCAAGCAAGAAGCUGCGAAGGGACUGGACGAUUUGAUGGAUGCCAUGUCAGGAUUUAAAACCGAAGCUGGUAAAACCAACGGUGCGAAUGCUAAAGAGGAGAAAGAAAGUAAGUCUGAAUCCAAACCGCCCACAGAAGAGGAGCUUGUGACGUCUACAGUAAGUAGCAGCCUCAACGCCAAGUCCGAAACCAAAGCCCCUGCGUUGGGAGGUGGACUUGAUGACUUAAUGGGGGCUAUGGAGGGCUUCAACCCGGACGGAUCCAAGACAAAUGAGUCGAAUAAGGACUCCGGUAUUAGCUCACCAGACGAAAAGAAGACUGAUUCUGGUAUUAGCUCACCAGACGAAAAGAAGACUGAUUCUGAGAAAGGAGAUAACAAAGCGUCCUCGGCAGUCUCUGUGAAAGAUGAAUCGAAGACCUCCGAUGAAAAGGGAGGUGCCAAAGGCGAUAAUGUGAAAACCAAUGAUGAAAAGCAGCGUUCGGUAGGUGUAAAGAAGGAUGACAAACAAGAGGACAAUAAUGCAAAGAAUGCUGUUGGAAGCGACGCAAAAGCUGGUUCUGGAGAUUCGAAAGAGAAGGACAAAGCUAGCGAUCUGAAAGGGGAUGAUUUUGCCGGCGAUGCUCUAGAACCUAAGGCUGAAAAGACUUCGACGUGGCGGCACGGUGAUACUGACAGUGGUGAGCUGGGAUUGGGUGGAAUUUCUCAGAAAGACCGAGAGGAACGUGCUCAUCGGCCCAGCGCCCCCAAGGACGAGACGGCUGACCUGGACUUCCUCAUGGGACAAAUCGACACCGCACCCAAACCACCGAUAUCCAAAUCCAAAACUCCUGAGAAAGAACAUUCGCCAAAAGCUAAAAAGAAACCUGCUGAAAAGGAUGCUGGCCUAGAUGACCUAAUGGACCUAGCAAAGGGCUUUGACAUGUCUGCAAUGCCAAAAUCCGAGCCCGUUGUCGCCAAGGCUUCUGCGGCGCCCGAGGUUGCUCCAUCUGACAUGGACAAGUUCCUGGACAUGAUGGACACAGUGCCGGAGAAGCGGACAGCGGCUCCCACAGGACCUCCUGUCGAAGAGGAGCAGUUGAUGAAGAAGGACACGUGGCGUACCGGUGACGGAGAUGAUGAGGCGAUGAUCGCGCUGAUGAACAAACCGCGAGACAAGGACGCUCCGAGCCAGGCGCCCGACUGGGACAUCGAUGAUCUGCUCGUCGGCAAGGCGACGAAAAAGUCAGAUGCUAAGCAAGACAACACUGCGCCUGAGAAGGAAACGUCCGUGAAGAAACCCGACGCCGGAGCAUUCUCAGGAUUUGAUGACUUCAUUGGUGAUUCCUUGUCCGGUGACGGUAAAAAAGACAAACCUGUCGAAUCCUUAUCGGGCAAAGAUGCUGCGUCUGUGGACGAUUCAAAGAAAGACACUGACAAAGCCUCAGAGGAUAAACAAACUGAUAAAAAUGCAGACAAGAAAUCAACAGAUAAGAAACCUUCCAGCGGAGAAUUCGCUGCUUUUGAUGAUUUCCUGAGUGGAUCGUUUGACGCUGCUGGAGACAAAAACAAAACUGUUGAUAAACCGGAAGAAGUUGCCGAUAAGAAAUCGACAGGAGGCGAGCUGUCCGCCUUUGAUGAUUUCCUCAGUAGCUCACAAUCUGGUAAGGAGUCUGCUGUCGGACUGCCGGUAGAUGAACCUGUUGCAGCCCCCAAAAAGGCGAGUGCCGUGGACUCUGCGCCUCCUGUUCAUGCUGAGGAAGAAAUCGUCUCCGCCGUCUCUGCCUCUCAGACAACUGCUGCGCCGACCAAACCCAAACCGGCGCUGGACAAGCACAUAUCGAAGGAGGGCGACACUCGGGGCAGUGUGCCGGAACAUGGACAUGGUUUGCGGGAUCUCCUCUACGACGACAAAGACAAAACUGGCACCAAACCUUCUGCACCACGAGAGGACCCCAAGUCCCGCGAACCGGCCGUUCUUGACGAUCUGAUUCGGCCGGCUAAGGCGUCAACGACGGCAUCUGCUCCGCCUUCCUCCAACAAGGAAGAGACGGUUGUGGCUCAAGCAGCAUCCACUACCGAGGCUGGCAAACCAUCUGGUAAGAAGGUUACGGAUGAACACCGGGAGAAGCCCGGGAACACCCGAGGCAGUGUUCCAGACCACGGGCAUGGUGUUCGAGAUGUUCUGUAUGAUGAUAGCGACAAGACUGGCCGCAGAAAGUCGGACUCGAAAGAUGACUCUAAGUCUCACGAGCCUGCUCCCCUGGAGGACCUGAUCCAGCCGAAGAAAGCAGCAGCGUCACAUGCAGCCCCGGGUGAGGCCCACGCGCCAAGCUCGGGGGAUGAGGAUGAAGAGGAGGAGUCGAUAUCCGCAGAGACAGCGCACCAGACACAGGCCUCCGGCCAGGCAGGUGGUAAGAAAAAGCGGAGGUCGAGAAAGAAGAAGCAUGCAAAGGAAGGAGACAUCCGAGGUAGUGUUCCCGACCAUGGGCACGGUGUGAGAGAUGUGCUUUAUGACGACAGCGACAAAACCGGUCGGAAAAAGACACCCUCCGAAAGCAAGGGCGACGACAAACAUCGAGAACCAGCCGCCUUUGAUGACCUCAUCCAGCCAAAGAAGGCUGCAGCAUCUCAUGCUGCUCCGGCCGCGCGUUCAUUCAGUCCUGAGUCCAAGCAGACGGAAGAAGCAGUCACGGCGAGCACGGCGCAUGAGUCACAAGCGGCUGCCCCAGCCGGUGGGAAGAAUGCAAACAAGAAGAAGCAAGCGAAGGAGGGAGAUACCCGAGGCAGCGUACCAGAUCACGGACACGGUGUAAGGGAUGUGCUAUACGACGACAAAGACAAGACUGGUCGGAGGAAAUCGGAAUCCAAGGACGACUCAAAGGCGCGGGAUCCAGCGCCUUUGGACGAUCUCAUUCAGCCCAAGAAGGCUGCUGUGUCUCACGCCGCUGCUCCCGCCAAGAAGAGCUCUUCUCGGUCGCCCAGUCCCGAGGAGGAGGAAGAGGACGAGAUAUCCGCAGAAACAGCGCACCAGUCUCAGGCUGCAGGCCAGGCAGGCGGCAAGAAGAAGCGGAGGUCAAGGAAGAAGAAGCACGCGAAAGAGGGAGACACCCGAGGUAGCGUUCCCGAUCACGGGCACGGCGUCAGAGAUGUGCUAUACGAUGACAGUGACAAGACUGGCCAAAAGAAGUCGGACACGAAGCAGGACACCAAGCGGACGGAGCCCGAGCCUCUCGAGGACCUGAUCCGUCCCGCGCAGGCGUCACAUACCGCCUCUGCGCCUCCCUCCAGUAAGGACACCUCCGCAGCGAGCCCGACCGGCGCGGAGCAGCCGCUGGUGGCGGAGAGGGCGGGCACGACUCACAGUGCGCCGCCGGCCGCCGCGCGCGCCUCCCCCGAGCGCCAGGAGCCGGCCAGGAAGAGCCUCUCACUGGCGGGGAUGACCGACCCCGACCAGGAGGACUCGGACGACGGAGAGGAACUGAGACGGCUGAUAGCCUCUACGGAGGCCCUGCAGGCGCAGCUGUACAACACUAGGCACGGCGAUAGUAAACAGGCUGAGGCUGUGCAGCAGGAGACUGUCCAGGAGCUGGAGCGGCUGGAGCGCAGCCUGGAGCAGCGCGAGCGGCGCCUGGAGUCGGCCGGCCGCGGUCAGGAGGUCAAGGCCGCCAAAGAGGGGCUCCAGAAGGUCAAGGAACAGCUGGACGUGAGUCGAGCCGAGACCGCCGCGAAACACUAGUCUGAGAUGAUGUCGGAAGGACAGACACAGCGGUGGUUGAACCGCUAGAGAGCCCCACGCGCGGACAAAUGCUCUGAACUAGCCUGGUGGUGUGGUGGGCGGUGCGGACUUGUGUCGCGGGACGCUCUGAGCAGAGGGGACUCAGAAAACCCCUGUGGCGUGCAGGAUGGAAGAGAAUCCCAGCACCCCGCUAUCCGUUGGUGAGAGAAGUGACUUUGUUGCGUCCCAGGAAGCUUUUACACCAGCGGGUCAGUGACGGUGAGGGACGCUGGUGUCACGCGAAACCGCAAUCACAUGUGCGUCGGUGCGCCUUCCCGCAAAUGAUAUUGCCCGCUACGCAGCAGAGUGUUUGCAGAUAAGACUGGAGUGUCGCUUCUUCUAUCGGUGAGUGUGUCGCCUUGGAGUGCGGUGUAGGGGCUUUUCCGCUGGUGGUUGAUUGCAAGAAGUGUGUGAGAUAUUAUGGAUUUCCACCGAUAGUGGAAUUACUCUAGGAAUGAUGGGAUGGGUAUGCCUUACAAUAUGGAUGAUAGUUAUUUUUAUCAAGCAAGCUUAAAGUAACAAAGCCGUGCCCCAUAUAUUUGCCUGAUGUAUGCUAUAUGCUGCGCUCCCCGUAAACAUCUCAGCCUGUUCCUCUUCCAGCCACUAUAACUGGUACCGUUUCCCGAGACAAUACCGUGCUAGAUUUUAGCGGCUCUUUAACGCAGUACAACUGGUGUCGCCCUUCCCUUGAAGAGGCGGCACUAUCUUCCUCCUGUUCAAAACCAAAACGGUGCGUCAGAUUGCAAAGUCUUCUUGGGAUACUGUCUGGUAGUAAUGGCACACGUGCAUGGUUUUAAUUUCAGUUUCAUCGUUCUCAUAGAUCACGCUGGCGAAGGACUUUGUUUUCCUCACUGAUUAAGGCAAUAAUGUUCGCUUGCUGAUGCGAUGCGGCUUGACCUGCCGCGCUACCCCGACUCUCGUCCGAACCUCGUGCCUUUUCUGUUGUGUGUUUUGCUGAGAGUGCUUGUUAUGAUAGCUGUUGAAUGUUUAUUUGUAGUCACAUAGCAUUGAUUGUCGAUGUGUUAUAUCGUAGCUUUUUGCGCGUCACAAAGUUUUUUUUCGAGAUUCCCACCAUAGCUGAAGGCGGGCCUGUUCUUUUUUAGCUCAGAUGAUACGCAAUUAAUAUGCCUUUUGUUGGGUGGUGUACAGUGCUUAGUUUGCUCGCGUGUUUGCGAUAUUCGCAGUCGCGAAUUGUGCAUUGGUCCUGGUUAAAAGUCUUGCUGUGAACGGCUUUAUGUGUGCGGCGUAGAAGGCUUACGCUGGGCUUCGCUCCCUCCUAGCUCUUAGGAGACGUCCUCCCGCCUUGUUGCAACCCUCUGUGAUUUUGAAGUGAGUCAUGCUUUGUCACAAAUUGUCGCCCGAUCUUAGGGAGGCCUGCUCUACACAGAAAUAAAUUUAACAAUUUUC
Messenger RNA from Amphibalanus amphitrite, 7003 nucleotides. Its product is annotated as serine/arginine repetitive matrix protein 2-like. The coding region runs from base 542 to 5557 and encodes 1671 amino acids. Lineage: Eukaryota; Metazoa; Arthropoda; Thecostraca; Balanomorpha; Balanidae. The record is from RefSeq and is a predicted model, not a curated record. The transcript has 4 exons.